UUCUAAAAAGGUGAAAGAAAAAUCUCGCCGCCUUCUCUCUGUCUUCGCGCGCGCGGCAUUGCUGGCGGCGGAGCUCUGACCUCGCCCUACUGUAGUUCCCUCAACCCCCGCCCCCCUCUCUCUCAAAAGUGCCCUAAUCGCCGACGGAGGAGGCCUCGGCGCGCAUCUCCAUUUCUAUCUCUUGCUCGCUCCCCGCCGCCGGUGGACCUCUCAGGGGCAGCGCAGCGAUGGCGUCUUCGGCGGGGACUCCGUCGGACGGCGGAGGGGAUAGGCCGUGGCAGUCUUACCACACCGCCUACACCAACGCCAAAGCGGGAAUGGAGGGAGUUGACAAGGAGAAGGUGCAGAGGGUGAUCUAUGAAAUGAGCAAGGGUUCAAAAUAUUUUGAGAAUGAGCAGAAGAAGGAGGCAAUUACCAAGCUAAAAAUUGAGCAUCUGCGUGCUCAGUGUGCAAAGUUAACUGAUAAUGACAUAUCACAUUUUCAGAAGGUUGCUGAAAAGAAAAUUUUAGAGUUGGAAGCUUCACGAGAUCUUUCAAAGAUAUGGCUUCACACUGACAUGGAUGCCUUCUAUGCUGCUGUUGAGACAUUAGAAAAUCCAUCCCUGAAGGGAAAACCUUUGGCAGUAGGUAGCAUGUCUAUGAUAGCUACUGCCAGUUAUGAGGCGCGUAAAUUUGGAGUCCGUGCAGCAAUGCCUGGUUUUAUUGGAUGUAAACUGUGUCCUGACUUGGUUUUCGUCCGUCCCAAUUUUGAGAGAUACACUCACUAUAGUGGAUUAGCAAGAAAAGUUUUUGAAAGAUAUGAUCCCAACUUCUUCGCAACAAGUCUAGAUGAAGCAUACCUAGAUAUUACAGAAGUCUGCAUUGAGAGAGGCAUUACAGGCGAGGAGGUUGCUUCUGAGCUUAGGGGCGCUGUUCACCAAGAAACUGGUCUAACGUGUAGUGCUGGUGUUGCUCCAAACCGCAUGAUUGCAAAGGUUUGCUCUGAUAUUAACAAGCCUAAUGGGCAAUUUAUUUUGCCAAAUGACCGGGAUGCUGUGACGACAUUUGUGUCAACUUUACCUAUAAGAAAGAUAGGUGGUAUAGGCAAGGUAACAGAACAGAUGUUACAUCAGGUUCUUGGAAUUAGUACAUGCCAGGAGAUGCUACAAAAGGCUGCUUUCUUAUGUGCUCUUUUUUCAGAAGGCUCAACUGAUUUCUUUCUUUCGGUUGGCCUUGGAUUAGGAGGUACAGAAACUCCUGAGCAUAGGCUAAGGAAAAGUAUGAGUUGCGAGCGAACUUUCUCUGCGACAGAUGAUUCUUCUUUGCUAUUCGAGAAGUUAGAUAAUCUCGCUGAAAAUUUAGCUGAUGACAUGCAAAAGGAGUGCUUGAAGGGAAGGACACUAACACUCAAACUAAAAACUGCAGCUUUUGAGGUUAGGACGAGAGCAGCAACUGCACCGAACUAUAUCAGCUCCAAGGAAGACAUUCUGAUCUACGCUAAGAAGUUGCUUAAGGCUGAACUGCCUCUUUCUCUGAGAUUGAUGGGGUUGCGAAUGUCUCACUUUCACGGUGAGAAGGAUGAUUCGACCAGCCCAACACAAAGGACACUAGAUCGUUUUUUCCAUUCGUCAGAAAAUAACUCAAAUACCAAUGGAACAAAUGGUGCAAGUUCCACUGAUGCCUCAGGAGGGAAUAACUAUUGUAAUGAUGUGACAACGAAGGAUGAGUUUUCGGUACAUGAUAAUGAGAAAUUAUCUGUUCCAGAAGGUACUGUCUCAAGCAAUAUGAAGGUUACACAGAUUGAGAAGUUUGAGGAGUCGGCCAACUGCAAAGCUCCCGCUUCAUCGAGUAAACCUGAUCAGCAUUUCUGGCUUGAUGGCUAUAUAUGUUCCCUCUGUGGGUUUGAACUACCUCCGUGUUUUGAGGAGGAAAGGCAAGAACAUUCGGAUUUCCACUUGGCUGAAAUGUUGCAGAAGGAAGAUGCGGCAGACAGCCAAGGUCUCCUCUCAAAGGAGAGGUUAGCUGAGAGGCCAUGCUCCACUACACCCACACAGAAGAAGAGACUGAAGUCCUCCAAAGAAGGCAAGCAUAUACCUAUUGAUUCUUUCUUCCUCAAAUGUAACAAGAAGGUUAUUAUUUUGGUACCUACUUUGUCAUAUUAACUGGGAGAAACUUACGUAUAUGAAUUGCAGGAGAAGCUGCAGGUUGCUGUAUUCGCAUCCAAAGCCACUGUGCAGUUAGAAAAUGGUCUUUCACUCCAGAGCCAGUACGUUGUUCCUGAAGAUGUUAAAGCGGCGGGGUUUCAGAUCGAUGCCGAUGAACUGACAUCGAUUGUCGAAAGCCGUGACACUGAAAGGUUGACUGUGCAUGGCCAAUUAGAUGGAAUUGCAGACAAGCUAGCGACAUCGUUGACUGACGGGAUAAGCACGCAUGAGGACCUCUUGAAUCGGAGGCAGGAAAUAUACGGAGUAAACAAGUUCGCUGAGAGCGAGGUCCGCAGCUUGUGGGAGUUUGUGUGGGAAGCACUGCAAGAUACUACUCUUAUAAUCCUUGCUGCAUGUGCUCUUGUCUCUUUGGCUGUUGGCGUCGCCACAGAAGGUUGGCUGAAUGGCUCCCAUGAUGGCAUUGGAAUUAUUGCGAGUAUCCUCCUGGUUGUUUCUGUUACCGCCACAAGUAACUACCAGCAGUCCUUGCAGUUCAGGGACCUAGACAAAGAGAAGAGGAAAAUUCUUGUUCAGGUUACAAGGAAUGGGUUCAGACAAAGGAUAUUAAUAGAUGAUCUUCUUCCGGGCGAUGUCGUCCAUCUGUCGGUUGGAGAUCAGGUUCCUGCGGAUGGUCUCUUUAUUUCUGGAUUUUCUGUGUUGGUCGAUGAGUCCAGCCUAACCGGAGAGAGUGAGCCUGUUGAUGUAAACGAAGACAAGCCUUUUCUUGUAUCAGGGACCAAGGUCCUAGACGGGUCUGGUCAAAUGCUGGUUACAGCAGUUGGGAUGCGGACACAGUGGGGCAAACUAAUGGCUGCUCUUACUGAAGGUGGGAAUGAUGAAACUCCACUGCAGGUUAAACUUGGUGGAGUUGCAAAUAUUAUUGGGAAAGUUGGUCUAUUUUUUGCUGUCUUAACUUUCAUUGUCCUCUCCCAAGAGUUAAUUGGCCAAAAAUAUCACGAUGGGCUUCUUUUAAGCUGGUCAGGAGAUGACGCGCUAGAGAUACUGAAUCAUUUUGCGGUUGCAGUUACAAUCGUUGUCGUUGCUGUGCCUGAGGGGUUGCCGUUGGCAGUCACACUGAGCCUUGCGUAUGCAAUGGAGAAAAUGAUGAAUGACAAGGCACUGGUUCGGCAGUUGGCUGCGUGUGAAACUAUGGGAUCAGCCACUGUCAUUUGCAGUGAUAAGACAGGAACACUAACAUCCAACCGUAUGACUGUUGUUAAGGCCUGCAUCUGUGGGAACACCAUGGAAGUUAACGACCCACUGAGUACUUCAGAACUCCCACAAGUUGCGGUAGAAACUCUUCUAGAGUCCAUAUUUAAUAACACUAGUGGUGAUGUGGUAAUUAACCAAGAUGGGAAGCAAGAUAUAAUUGGUACCCCCACUGAGGCAGCUUUGCUGGAGUUUGCACUGUCCCUAGGUGGAAACUAUAAACAAAAACGGCAGGAAACUAAGAUCAUCAAAGUGGAGCCUUUUAGUUCAGCAAAAAAGAGGAUGAGCGUUAUUCUCGAGCUUCCUGGAGAACGAUACCAUGCACAUUGUAAGGGUGCUUCAGAAAUAGUACUGGCCGCCUGUGAUAGGUUCAUAGAUGACAGAGGUACUAUUGUUCCCCUUGAUAGGGAAACUGCGAACAAGUUCAGUGAUAUCAUUGAAAGCUUUUCCAGUGAAGCACUUCGGACACUCUGCCUUGCUUAUAGGGUAUUGGAAGAUGGCGCUACGCACGAAGAAAUACCGCCACAAGGAUACACAUUCAUUGGCAUUGUUGGUAUUAAAGAUCCUGUGCGCCCCGGUGUCAGGGAGUCUGUGGCAAGUUGCCGGUCUGCUGGCAUUGCGGUAAAAAUGGUUACAGGAGACAAUAUUAAUACAGCUAAGGCGAUUGCUCGUGAAUGUGGUAUACUUACUGAUGACGGUCUUGCUAUUGAGGGUGCUGAGUUUAGAGAGAAAAGCCCCAAAGAACUCCUUGAGCUGAUUCCAAAAAUGCAGGUACUUGCCCGAUCAUCCCCACUUGACAAGCAUACACUUGUGAAACACUUGCGCACAACGUUCAACGAAGUUGUUGCUGUGACUGGUGAUGGCACUAAUGAUGCACCUGCACUGCGUGAGGCAGAUAUUGGACUUGCCAUGGGCAUUGCUGGGACUGAGGUGGCUAAAGAGAGUGCUGAUGUCAUAAUUCUUGAUGACAACUUCUCCACGAUUGUCACUGUCGCGAAAUGGGGACGCUCUGUUUACAUCAACAUCCAAAAGUUUGUGCAGUUCCAGCUGACCGUUAACAUUGUUGCAUUACUAGUUAACUUCUCCUCCGCAUGCUUUACAGGUGAUGCACCACUGACAGCCGUUCAACUUCUUUGGGUUAACAUGAUCAUGGACACCCUAGGUGCGCUAGCACUUGCCACUGAACCACCUAAUGAUAACUUGAUGGAGAAAGCACCUGUAGGAAGGACAGGAAAAUUCAUCACAAACGUGAUGUGGAGGAAUAUUCUGGGGCAAUCGUUGUACCAAUUCACGGUCCUCUGGUAUCUGCAAUCUCAAGGGAGAUUUGUGUUUGGGCUUGAAGGCUCUGAGUCUGAUACUGUCCUAAAUACGAUUAUAUUCAACACUUUCGUCUUCUGCCAGGUAUUCAAUGAGGUCAGCUCGAGAGAGAUGGAGGAGAUCAAUGUUCUGAAGGGCUUGUCAGAGAACUCCAUUUUCGUGGGCGUUCUCACUGGCACUGUCAUCUUCCAGUUCAUCCUGGUCCAGUUCCUGGGCGACUUUGCUAACACCACACCACUGACCCAGCUCCAGUGGCUCAUCUGCGUCCUCUUUGGCUUCCUUGGUAUGCCCGUUGCUGCUGCAAUCAAGCUGAUUUCCGUAGAACCCCACUCAGAAGACGACGGGUAUGGAAAGUCGUAAGCUACGCAAUAAUCUCUGCAAUUUAUGUAUCAUGGAAGCUGGUGCUGACCCAAGAAUCCAGGAUUGGCACCAUAAAGUGAAGAAACAUCCAGUUCAAUGCACUUCUGCUUGCCUCAGAUCAGCCAUGCAGUGAAGAUUAACCGGCUGUAGAACUACUAAGCUGUAAAGUGUGCAGCACAAAAAAGUUCAUACAAAUAUGAUACACUAACUUUGUGUUAUGAGCUUCAA
Molecule: messenger RNA, 5297 nt
Organism: Lolium perenne
Lineage: Eukaryota; Viridiplantae; Streptophyta; Magnoliopsida; Poales; Poaceae
Product: calcium-transporting ATPase 3, plasma membrane-type-like
Biological process (GO): calcium ion transmembrane transport; DNA repair
Cellular component (GO): plasma membrane; intracellular membrane-bounded organelle
Molecular function (GO): DNA-directed DNA polymerase activity; ATP binding; damaged DNA binding
Source: RefSeq, a predicted model, not a curated record